This is a messenger RNA of Trematosphaeria pertusa, 2220 nucleotides long. Its product is annotated as GMC oxidoreductase. The record is from RefSeq and is a predicted model, not a curated record. Bases 140 to 2137 code for a protein of 665 amino acids. Gene Ontology annotation, molecular function: oxidoreductase activity, acting on CH-OH group of donors; flavin adenine dinucleotide binding. The transcript has 10 exons. Lineage: Eukaryota; Fungi; Ascomycota; Dothideomycetes; Pleosporales; Trematosphaeriaceae.
GGGUCUGAAGGGUUUAAGAAGCUGGUAGCCGCAAUCAAUUGGUUUCACACCCAGUUGAACUUGAUUCUCCUGCGGCGGUACAGCUCAAUUCACUGAAGCCCUACCUCGCCUAUCAGCUACCCACCCAUCCCCAUUCAACAUGACGGUUCCAGACGAGGUUGAUAUCAUUGUCUGCGGUGGAGGGUCGUGCGGAUGCGUCGUCGCUGGACGACUGGCGAACUUGGACCACAACCUCCAGGUCCUCUUGAUUGAGGGCGGGGAGAACAACCUGAACAACCCAUGGGUUUUCCGUCCGGGUAUCUACCCUCGGAAUAUGAAAUUGGACAGCAAGACUGCUUCGUUCUACUACUCGCGACCUUCGGAAUGGCUUGAUGGACGACGAGCCGUGGUGCCCUGCGCCCACAUUCUGGGAGGCGGGUCCUCUAUUAAUUUCAUGAUGUACACUCGUGCUUCCGCUUCGGACUAUGAUGACUUCCAGGCGAAGGGCUGGACCACCAAGGAAUUGAUUCCGUUGAUGAAGAAGCAUGAGACCUACCAGCGUUCCUGCAACAACCGCGACAUUCACGGAUUUGAGGGUCCCAUCAAGGUCUCGUUCGGCAACUACACGUACCCGAUCAAGGAGGAUUUCCUGCGCGCCUCCGAGUCCCAGGGUAUUCCCACGACCGACGACCUCCAGGACUUGGUUACCGGACAUGGUGCUGAGCACUGGCUGAAGUGGAUCAACAGGGACACUGGAAGGCGGUCUGACAGCGCACACGGCUACAUCCACAGCACUCGUGCCGUGCACCAGAAUCUGCACUUGGCGUGCAACACCAAGGUCGACAAGGUCAUCAUUGAGGGUGGCCGCGCCGUCGGCGUCAACACCGUCCCCACCAAGCCUCUUGCUCCCGGCAAGACGCAGAACAAGGUCUACAGGGCCCGGAAGCAGAUCAUCAUCUCUGGUGGAACUCUGAGCUCACCGCUCAUUCUCCAGCGAUCUGGUAUCGGUGACCCAGAGAAGCUCCGCAAGGCUGGCGUAAAGCCUCUUGUCGAUCUUCCUGGUGUCGGCUUGAACUUCCAAGACCACUACUUGACAUUCUCUGUCUUCCGCGCCAAACCACAUGUCGAGUCCUUUGACGAUUUUGCCCGCGGCGACCCGAAGGUCCAGGAGCAGGUGUUCCAACAAUGGAAUAUCAACGGCACCGGCCCGUUGGCCACGAACGGUAUCGAGGCUGGUGUUAAGGUCAGGCCGACAGAGGAAGAACUGAAGCAGAUGGACUCUUGGCCUUGCAAAGAGUUCAGGUCCGGCUGGGAUAGCUACUUUAAGGAGAAGCCCGACAAGCCAGUCAUGCACUACUCCGUCAUCGCUGGCUGGUUCGGUGACCACAUGCUCAUGCCUGCGGGCAAGUUCUUCACCAUGUUCCACUUCUUGGAGUACCCGUUCUCGCGAGGAUCGACCCACAUCGUCUCGCCGAACCCCUACGAGGCCCCCGACUUCGAUGCCGGCUUCAUGAAUGAUAAGCGGGAUAUGGCGCCCAUGGUCUGGGGCUAUAUCAAGUCCCGAGAAACUGCGCGAAGGAUGGAGGCAUAUGCCGGAGAAGUCCAGGCUAUGCACCCAUUCUACUCCUACGACAGCCCCGCCAGGGCUAAGGAUAUGGAUCUUGCUACCACGAACGCGUAUGCUCUACCCGGCAACGUCACCGCUGGUAUCCAGCACGGGUCUUGGAGCAUGCCCGUGGAGAAGGGUCGCGCCCCGGAGCCCAGCAUGCUCAACUCCAACUCUCAGCCUCAGUACGAGGACCUCCAGUACUCCAACGAGGACAUCAAGCACAUCGAAGAUUGGGUCAAGCGCCACGUUGAAACCACCUGGCACUCCCUCGGCACAUGCUCGAUGGCGCCCAAGGAAGGCAACUCGAUCGUCAAGCACGGUGUGCUCGAUGAGCGCCUGAGCGUCCACGGAGUUAAGGGCCUCAAGGUUGCUGACUUGUCGAUCUGCCCAGACAACGUCGGCUGCAACACGUAUUCGACCGCUCUCCUCAUCGGCGAGAAGUGCGCUGUACUUACUGCUGAGGACCUGGGCUACUCUGGCGCUGCGCUCGACAUGAAGGUCCCGCCGUACCAUGCGCCGCGUGAAAUCACCGGGCUUGCGAGGUUGUAAAAAUGCUAUGGAGAGAUGGGAAAGUGGAAGAUGCGAGAACGACAGAUAGCACGGGGGGAGGAACUUUGGGUAGCAGCAUGUGA